GGAGAUUCCCAGAUUAUAGACUCCUGGUCUUUCAGACACAAAGACCAGCAGGUCUCCAGUCACUUAGGUGGCUCCUCCUUCAGUCACCUCCAUCCCAACUCUGCAGGAUUUAGUUUUUUCCAGCUCUGGUCACCGCUGCACAAAGAACUCAAGAAUCAUAGCCUCUGGACUUUUCACAGCCCUGCACGUGGGUCUUACCUGGUCCCAGCCUCCAUCUUUAUCCCAGCUCCUUCCCCAGCCUGGCCGCUGGCCCUGCCUCUACUUCAGCUCUGACAGCCUCAGAGGCCGUGUUGGUCCAAACAUGUCAGUGAAGUAUGAAGACCUCCAGUACUUGGAGAGUGAAGGGAAAAGCCAGGGGUUUACAGAUGGGCUGCCUGCCCUCGAGACCUUCCUGCAGCGGCUCCUCUCCAGCACCCGCUCCUUCCUGCUCUCCCUGGGCCUCAGCCUCCUCCUGCUGGUCGGCAUCUGUGUGAUCGGAUCCCAAAAUUCCAAGUUUCAGAGGGACCUGGCAACCCUGAGAACAACUUUCAGCAACUUCACUUCAAACACCAUGGCUGAGGUCCAGGCACUGAAAUCCCAGGGUGGAAGUUUGCAAGAAAUGAUAACAUCUCUGAAAGCUGAGGUGGAAAGUCACAAGCAGGAACUGCAAGCAGGUUAUUCCGAAAUGCUCUUGCGAGUCCAACAGCUGGUCAAGAACCUGAACUCCCUGACCUGCAAGAUGGCUGCUCUCAAGAGCAAUGGCUCGCAAAACAACUGCUGUCCUACCAGUUGGCUGGAGCAUGAAGGCAGCUGCUACUGGUUCUCUUCCUCGGGGAAGCCCUGGCCCGAGGCUGAGAAGUACUGCCAGCAGGAGGAUGCCUACCUGGUGGUCAUCAACUCCAGAGAGGAACAGGAUUUUGUCCAGGCCCAUAUAGGCUCCUCCUACACCUGGAUGGGCCUCAGUGAUCUGGAUGGAGUCUGGAAAUGGGCAGAUGGGACGGACUAUGAGACCAACUUCAAGAACUGGAAGCCAGGCCAGCCGGACGACUGGCAAGGGCACGGGCUGGGUGGGGGCGAGGACUGUGCCCACUUCCACCCCGAUGGCAAGUGGAAUGACGACGCGUGCCAGAGACCCUACCACUGGAUCUGCGAGGCUGGGCUGAGCAAGGGCAGCUAGGGGAGCGGAUCACCUGGCCAAGGAAAUGGCGGGGCUGGGGGAGGGGGACCUUCUCCUUGUGGGAGAGGAAUAAUCCCUGGGAGAUUGGAGCACUGCCAUUGUUUGGAGUUGUUUUUUUUUUUUUU
Molecule: messenger RNA, 1281 nt
Organism: Aethalodelphis obliquidens (Pacific white-sided dolphin)
Lineage: Eukaryota; Metazoa; Chordata; Mammalia; Artiodactyla; Delphinidae
Gene: CLEC10A
Product: C-type lectin domain containing 10A
Exons: 9
Coding region: 302-1156 (284 amino acids)
Source: RefSeq, a predicted model, not a curated record